UCAAACAAAUUACAUUUUCUAAGAAAGGAUAUUUGAAAGAUAGAUUGGCUUUCUUCAUGAAUAUAGAAGGUUGUAAUGAAUUUAUUCCUCCUAGACCUUGUCCAAUAUUUGAACCGAAUGAAGAAGAAUUUAAAGAUCCUCUGCUCUACAUAGCAAAAAUAAAGCCUAUUGGCGAAAAAUUUGGGAUUUGUAAAAUUAAGCCACCCCCGAAUUGGCAACCUCCUUUUGCUGUUGAUAUAGACAAAGUGCGCUUUACUCCAAGGUUGCAAAGAUUGAAUGAAUUAGAAGCAACGACACGAAUAAAAUUAAAUUUUCUUGAUCAAAUUGCUAGAUUUUGGGAUUUACAGGGUUUUAAAUUGAGAAUACCCCAGGUAGACAGAAAAGCUUUAGAUCUGUACUCCUUAUACAAAGCCGUUAAAAACGAAGGCGGUUAUAAUAUUGUAAUUAGGGACCGAAAAUGGACCAAGGUAGCAGUUUGCAUGGGAUAUUCACCUUACAACAAAAGCGUGGGUGGUAUACUGAGACAGCACUAUGAAAAGAUUUUGUUACCAUUUGACCUGUUUAAAUCUGGAGAGAGCCUAGACAUUAUUAAGAAUAAGGAAGAAAUUGAAGACUUUGAAGAAUAUGAUAAGGACAAAAAUUAUACACCUCAUGCUAUACCCUACAGGCAAUCAUUGAAACCAGAGAUUAAAGAGGGAUAUACACGAAGGACAAAAAGAAAUAUUAAUAUGGAUAAUAAAUCUGUUGAUUUUACUGCCAAUAAUGAAUUAAAGAAGUUGCAAUUUUUUGGUGCUGGGCCAAAGUUACCCGGUGUUCCAAAUUAUCAUAAAGAUGAGAAUGAGAUAUGUUGUGAUGAUGACACAAUUGCUAUUCAAAGUGGAAACAUGGAUGAAGUACAAAUUAUUGAAACUUUCAAAGCAUCCGAGAUAAAGAAGGAGCUAAAUUCGCUGACAAAUAAUAAUAUAUUUGCUGAUAUAUCUUCUACAAACAAAUUACCCAAAUCAAUAAAUAAUUAUAGUGUCAAAAUCAAUAAACCAGCUUUAUUAAAUAUUGAAAGCGUGAUGUGCCAAACAUGCGGAAAUGGGGAUGAUGAAGAGUUCCUGUUAUUAUGUGAAAAUUGUGAUUUGAAUUUUCACACGUUUUGCUUGAUGCCUCCCCUCAAAGAAGUUCCUAAAGGGGAUUGGAGAUGCCCCCUCUGCAUAGCCAAUGAAUGCAAAAGCUUGGUUGCCCCCUUUGGCUUUGAGCAAUCCUGCAAAGAAUAUACUUUACAUUCCUUUGGGGAAAUGGCAGAUGAAUUCAAAGCAACUUAUUUUAAUAUGCCUUUUCAUAUGGUUCCUACAACAGUAGUCGAAAAAGAAUUCUGGCGCCUUGUUUCUUCGAUUGUAGAAGACAUAACCGUUUGUUACGGUGCCGACUUGCAUUGCAUAGAACAUGGCAGUGGUUUUCCUACAGAAGGACAUAAGGAAAAAUUUCCCGAUGAUGAAGAGUACAUAAAUUCGCCGUGGAAUUUGAAUAACUUACCCGUGUUGAACAAGUCCAUUUUAAAAUACAUAUCGGGGGAUAUUUCUGGGAUGAAAGUACCUUGGAUGUAUGUCGGUAUGUGUUUUUCCACUUUUUGCUGGCACACAGAAGACCAUUGGAGCUAUUCGAUUAAUUAUUUACAUUGGGGUGAACCUAAAACAUGGUACGGGGUCCCUGGAGCCAAUGCCGAAAUGUUGGAAAACGUAAUGAAAGCCCAGGUGCCGGAAUUGUUUGAGACACAAAAGGAUUUGCUGCACCAGUUAGUUACACUCAUGAACCCCAAUAUCCUCAUGGCUAAUGGAGUGCCCGUAAGCCGAUGCGAUCAAUAUCCUGGCGAAUUUAUGGUCACCUUUCCCAGAGCCUACCAUGCUGGGUUUAAUCAAGGCUACAAUUUAGCGGAGGCUGUGAAUUUUUGCCCUUCUGACUGGCUACCCUUGGGUAGAAAAUGCGUAAGCCAUUAUAGGGAACUCAAACGAUACUGCGUGUUUUCGCAUGAAGAGUUGAUAUGUAAAAUGGCGUCUUGUCCAGAACAUUUAGACCUAUCUAUAGCUUCUGCUACUCUCGAGGAUAUGACCUUUAUGAUUGAAGAGGAAAGGAGACUCAGGAAAUUUUUAUAUGAAAAAGGGGUGACUAAGGCGGAACGUGAAAUUUACGAGCUGCUAGGAGAUGACGAGCGGAAAUGCGAUUACUGCAACACUACCUGUUUUCUUUCGGCCCUAACUUGCAAUUGCUUGCCGGCUAAAAUAGUUUGCUUAUACCACACGGAUAACCUUUGCAAACUUUGCACAUCCGCCGAUUAUUGUCUUAAAUAUCGAUACACCUUAGAUGAGCUUCCUUCCAUGAUGAGCCGUCUUAAAGCCCACGUUGAGUAUUUCCAAACCUGGUCUGUCAAAGUUAAAAAAUCCUUGGAGGGGGGCAAAUACGAACCCACGAUAACCACCCAUGAUAGUGAUAUUGAAGAGAUAGUAGAGGAGGAUAGCAAGAUUACCCUGGAAAAUUUAAAGGGGUUGUACAAGGAGAGCGUUUACAAGAAAUUUCCUCCCAACGAUUUGACCAAUAUCCUGCUUGGAGAAAUAGAUAAGGCCGAAAAAUUUGCUGAUCGAUGUAAGGAGAUACUGAAACAGAAUGCUUUGAAACCUAAGAAAAAUAACCCUUCACACGAAACAGGCAUAAGUGUUGAAGAAUUGCAAAAGUUGGUAGACGACAUUAAAUCUCUUGCUUGUACGAUUAAAGAAGAAACAAAUAUGAGUGAGUUGUUAUUAAGUGCUUUAGAGUUUAAAGCCAAGAUCAAUGAUGCCCUCUCGGACAAAAUACCCGACGUUCGGAAGUUAAAAGAUCUGAUUGAUUCUAAAUUAUUUAAUCUCAUUCAAAUAAGCGAAAAACAACGAUUGAAAGAUUCUUACGAUGUAGGGUUGUGGUUGAUAGAAGUUCGAGACAAAUUAUCCGAACCCGAAAAGGUUAGUAUCGAAGAUAUUGGUGAGCUUAUGCAGAGAGGUUCCCUCAAACCACAAAAUCCAGCCCUGGAAAAAUGUCUGAAAGAGAUGCACGAAAUUUCCCAGGCUGCCAAAGCCUGGGAGGAAAAAGCUCACAAAUUGCUUGCUACUCAGCCUUCUCUAAAUCUACUUGAGAAUUUUAUGGUCGAAAUUGGACCCGUUCCUAUACAUUUGCCAAACGUUUUUGAAAUCAAAGAAUUAAUUGCUAAAGCCAUCAUUUUUGUCAAGGAAGUUCGAUCCAUCAUGCGAGGAGAAAAAAUCACUACCAUAUCACACCUUUCCAGCUUGUUGGACGUCGGCAAAAGUUACCCCCUAGCAUUUAACGAGAUGGUACAAUACGAAAGUUUGACUAAUUCCACCCAAACUUGGCGAGAAAGAGCCGUAAAAUGUUUCUUGAAAAAGAAUUCUACCUUUACUUUCGAAGAAGUAAUAUGUCCGCAAAUAUUUAAUAAUGGGUCCACUAAUACUAAAUCAUCUGAUAUAAAAUCCAGGAAGAGAAAAGGCAAAUCACCAAAUCAACAAACACCACCAAAUAAUAAUAUAACUAACGUUGCCUCUGGAGAAAGAGUGUUUGAUAUUAUGGAAUCUGAAUCAUCUCAACAGAGUUUGCUAUCAACACAAGAAAUCAUCAAAAAUUUAAUAGGGACUUAUCAUACCUACCAAUGCAAGGAAACAGAUGCCCUUCAAGAAACCCGCGCUAAAAAUAGCGAAAAAUACCAAAUGUUUACUGUCGACGACCAAAUAACCCAAAAAUUAGGAAUAGAUAUCAAUAAUGAUAAUAAAGAUGACGUUGAUAAAGACGAAGAAGAAAAUGGGAACGAGAAAUUUUGCAUAUGUAAUGGAUUGUUUAAACGUCCCAUGCUGUGUUGUCAGCUCUGUCGAGAAUGGUUUCAUUAUAACUGCGUUCUCUCUCCCAAAUUUAUUCAAACUCUGACGACUCUCGCCCUAAAAAAUAAACCAAACGAUUUUAGCAAUAUUUUUAGCAAAAGAACGCUCCACUAUAGGUCAUCGUUCCCGAGCAUACUAAUCGAAUCUCAAGUUGACGAGGACGUUAAUGAAAUAAAGGAUCCCAAUUUCGAUUCGACAAUCGGUAUCAGCAAUCAAUCGUACCCAAAUUUAGAUUCUAAGUACAUUUGUCUAGCGUGCAUAAGAUCUAGAAGACCUAAGUUAGAGACGGCGUUCUCCUUGCUCCUCUCAUUGCAGCGGCUACCGAUUAAAACCCUCGAGGGUGCGGCUCUUCAAUGCCUUACAGAACGGGCUGUCAAGUGGCAAGAGAAAGUUCAGAAGUUUCUUGCAAACGAAGAAUUAGCUUCAUUCCUUUUGACCUGCAAAGAAAAACGAACUGCUACCAAGUUAUCUUCACAUCACCCUCGUCCCGCAAAUGCUCCUAGGUCAUCAUUCAACUCUUUCUUACCUCCCAAUUCUAUAUCGCCCAAUGCCUCCAACUCUUUGCAAAUGACGACCAGGCCCCAACAAAAAUUUUCAUUUGUGCAACCUCAUCAAUCACAACUGCAAAUCAACCCUAACACCAAACCAUCUUCGUUUCGUGGCAUACCCAUCAAUCUUCAAAACUUUCGGGGUUCCAACACGGGUGGUACAGUUAUAAACAUUAACAAUAGCGCCUAUAGUGGCAAUCUUAAUAUUAACAGUAAUAGCAAUACUAGCAAAAUAUCUCAACCAAAUGCCACCACGACCGGCACCUCUGGCAUGAACAAUUCCAACGCGCCAUCUCUUGCCACUCUUAGUAUUAAAAAGUUUAGUAACCUCGUGGCUAAUAAAAUUGAGAAUUCCUUCUCAACUGUUAAUAACGUUAGCAUAGUUCCGAAUAGCCUUACAAAUACGAAUGUCAAUCAAAACCAUCAAUCAGUUUCCGAUACUUUGAAUACAGAGGCUAACUUAAAUCUUCAAACCCUCAAAUUUACCCAGACUAAAGUUGUGCCAGAAGCCCCUAAACAACCACCCGCACCCCUGGCUAAGGUUUUCUUCGGCUACAAUGGUUUAAAUAGGGAUUCCAUGACUGAGCUCGAAAAUCUUAUGAUGGAAGGAGAUUUGAUAGAAUUGACUCUUCACGAGACUCAAUAUUUGUGGGAAAUUUACAAGGAAGCCAAAUUCGGCGAGCCCAUUAACGAUAUUCUAUCCUUCUUUGAACGGAAUGAGACGAAAGGUGAAAAGGACAUCGGUGAUGUAGCUUCGGUCUAUACAUACCUGUGCAAUUCUAACUUAAGCCAUCAAAACAAACGAAAGCAAAAGCACAAUAUUAGCGCCAAAUUUAAAUCUCCCAUUCCUAGCUCUAACACCAAUAUAAAAGCUAAAGCGUUGUCCACAAAAUAUAAGAUGAUUAGAACGGAAGAAAAUUCGUCAAACUCAUCCCACGCGAAAUCGACCAGUCUUAACGAUUCCAUCAAAGAGGAAGCUUUAAAUGAUAACGAUGUUGACGACCAUAACGACGUGGCGUUCCCUAAUACACUAAUGGAAUUAGGAAUCCAACAUAAUUUAGGUGCAAGCAACGACAAAAGGGGCAAGAAAAAAAAAUUGUUAUCUAAUUCUUCUAAACGCGAAUCCUCACUCCCGCCAUUAAAUGGUCAUCAAAAGAACGAUCAGCAUUUUUCGAAACUUCAAAAGUUACAAAAGCGUAAACUCAGUAGCGCCACCAAUGGUAAAAGCAAUUUAAAAACCAAACUAGCAUCCUUAAAGAAAGGUCCUAAUUUUAAUAAUGGGAACACCGCCAAUGGUAAAAAGAUGAAAAUAAGGAUCAGGCGGAAACCUCUCAAAUUUUUGACCCAUUUAGGCAGCGAAAGAUUUAAAAAUGGCAAAACCAAACGGGGCCGGACAGAAGAUGGAGAUGAAAAUAAUAAAUGUUCCCUACCAACGUGUCUUGAACCAGUUGGAAGCGAUAUAACAUGGGUACUAUGUGAUGGGGGUUGCGACGAAUGGUUUCACAUGGUUUGUGUUGGCCUAUCACAAAAGCAAUUGAAGGAUAACGACGAUUAUUUUUGCUAUAAAUGUAAAUCUGGCACAAAUUUCGAGUUUAAUCUCGAAAAGGAAAUCUUGACAGGAAAUAAUAAUUUGAUGACCGAAAUACAGAUGAUUUAAAUAAAAAUUCGAAAAAUUACCAUUACAUUUGUUGAUACAAAAAAGAAGUUUUACAAAAUAUUUUGUAGAGGAGUAAUUUUUUUUAUACAAUAUACAUAAUAUAAUAAUAAUAAUAUUACCAAUGAAAAUAGGAAAUUUUUAUUCUUUUCGUUUAUAUUCUAAUUUACAAAUAUUAUUAUAAUAUAUUUAGAAAUGGAUGAUAAUAUAUAAUUAUAACCUAUCUUUUUU
This is a messenger RNA of Gordionus sp. m RMFG-2023, 6335 nucleotides long. RefSeq names its product lysine-specific demethylase 5C-like. The transcript has 34 exons. Gene Ontology annotation, biological process: chromatin remodeling; regulation of DNA-templated transcription. NCBI's taxonomy places the organism in Eukaryota, Metazoa, Nematomorpha, Gordioida, Chordodea, Parachordodidae. The coding region runs from base 57 to 6107 and encodes 2016 amino acids. Gene Ontology annotation, molecular function: DNA binding; histone H3K4me/H3K4me2/H3K4me3 demethylase activity. The record is from RefSeq and is a predicted model, not a curated record. Gene Ontology annotation, cellular component: chromatin; nucleus.